Molecule: messenger RNA, 1686 nt
Organism: Polyodon spathula (Mississippi paddlefish)
Lineage: Eukaryota; Metazoa; Chordata; Actinopteri; Acipenseriformes; Polyodontidae
Product: lysosomal acid phosphatase-like
Exons: 11
Coding region: 56-1399 (447 amino acids)
Biological process (GO): lysosome organization; dephosphorylation
Cellular component (GO): lysosome
Molecular function (GO): acid phosphatase activity
Source: RefSeq, a predicted model, not a curated record
CUCCCACUUCAAUGGCAAUACCGAGUUGUUAUGUUGUUCGGAUUGGUAUUUGAUAAUGGCGCCUGGAAUAGCAUGUCAGUUUUGCUGUUCCGGACCAUGUUUUCUGUUUUUGUUUGUAAUAUUAGCCAUUGUGGAUACAGCGGUCGGGGGAAAGCAGUUGAAAUUUGUCACGUUGCUUUAUCGUCAUGGUGAUCGAUCCCCUGUCAGAACCUUUCCCACUGAUCCCCAUCAGGAGAGUGCCUGGCCUCAGGGCUUUGGACAGCUCACCAAAGUGGGGAUGAGGCAGCAUUUCGAGCUGGGACAGACUCUGAGAAGACGAUACCGAGGGUUUCUUAAUGAAACCUACAGUCGGAGAGAGAUCUCGGUUCGCAGCACAGAUUAUGACAGGACUUUGAUGAGCGCUGAGGCCAACCUGGCAGGACUGUACCCUCCCAGUGGCAGUGAGGUCUUCAACCCCAACAUCACCUGGCAACCCAUUCCAGUCCACACUGUCCCGGACACUGAAGACAUGUUGUUGAGGUUCCCAUUGCCAGACUGUCCUCGUUAUGAUCUCCUGAUGAACGAAACUAAGAAAACGGAAACAUUUGUGAACAUGACGAAGAACAAUAUUAAAUUUUUGGAAAUGGUGGCCAAUGAAACUGGGUUGAAGGAUGUAUCUGUAGAGUCAAUCUGGAGCGUCUACGAUACUCUGUUUUGUGAGCAAAGUCAUAACAUGACACUGCCUCCUUGGGCAACGCUGGAGGUGAUGCAAAAGUUGAAGAAGCUGAAGGACUUUAGCUUUGAGUUCAUGUUCGGGAUCUACAAGAGGGAGCAGAAGGCCCGUCUCCAAGGAGGUGUUCUUCUGGGGCAUAUUGUAAAAAAUAUCUUGCAAGCUUCCAAUACCUCCUCCACUGAUCCCCUGAAGCUGAUGGUCUACUCGGCGCACGACACUACCAUUGUGGCUUUGCAGAUGGCGCUGGACGUUUACAACGGCAAACAGGCCCCCUAUGCUUCUUGCCACAUCUUUGAGCUGUACCAAGAAGAUCAUGGGGCCUUCACAGUAGGGAUGUUCUAUCGGAACGAGACCGGGAAAGAGCCGUACCCUGUGAAACUGGCAAACUGUACCCAGGACUGUCCACUUGAGGAUUUUAUUAGGAUCACGAAGUCUGUCAUUCCAGACGACUGGGCAAAGGAAUGUCAGAUCGGCAGCACGCACCAGGACACAAAAGUGAUCGUGGGUCUGGCGGUUUGCAGCUGCUUGCUCUUUUUACUGAUUCUGCUUCUGCUGAUUGUUCUAUGUCGGCAGAAAUCUCAGGCAGACGGGUAUCGGCACGUCUUAAACGAGGGCGAAAACCAAUCCUCACAGCACUCACACUUCUCGGAAAUCAAGAACUGUCAAGAGAGCAAGGAGGAUUUUUAAUUCUCCCAGGACAUAAUGAAAGGGAGCUAUGACAAGUUACUGAGCAAUUACAGAAUACAUUUUUUUUAAAAAUUGUAUUUUUUCAGCGUUCCACUUUCAUGGUGUCACAAUGAGUAUUUAUUUCUGUUGACUCUAGAAAAGCUAGAAAGGGAUGCUUGAUAUAUAGUCGCAGGACAAACACAUGGACCGAAUUCUUUGGGAGCCACUAAUGCUCUUGUUACUUACUGUGUCAUUGUCUGUAAAAAGAAAAAAUAAAUAAAUAAAAAUAAUAAUAAUUUUUAAUGCAA